UCCAUAUUUGAUUAAGCACAUCAUAUUCGGUCGAUAAGUCGUUUGCUUUACAAAGUUUGGAUUUAUUCUUUGAACAAAUAUUAAAAAACAUUCAAAAUGUUGAACUUAUCGAGAGCAGUCGUUCGCAAUUUCGCUACUUCUGGAGUGCGACGUGCUACUCCCAGCACUAACAUUGAUAAAGGUUAUUUUGAAGUAAAAAAAAUUCAAGAUCAUUUCCAAAAGAAGGACGGCAAACCAGUAUUCUUGAAGGGUUCUGCAAUGGAUCAAGUUUUAUACCGCGUCACCAUGGGGCUUUGUCUUGUAGCAAUAGGCGGUAUGGGUAAAUUGUUCUAUGACCUCAGUAUGCCCAAAAAAGAAUAAAUUAUAUAAAAACCAAAAUUUCAAAGCUUAUUGUGCGCGGGGAGUACUACUGCCUGUAACUUUCCUGAGAUGUGUUUGUAGCUUUUAAUAUUUUGUUGUACUAUAAUUUAUCUUUAAAAUGUAUUUAAACAGAUUUAACAGUUUAUUAUAAGAGCAACAAGAAA
Messenger RNA from Teleopsis dalmanni, 524 nucleotides. RefSeq names its product cytochrome c oxidase subunit 7A, mitochondrial-like. Bases 97 to 360 code for a protein of 87 amino acids. The transcript has 2 exons. NCBI's taxonomy places the organism in Eukaryota, Metazoa, Arthropoda, Insecta, Diptera, Diopsidae. The record is from RefSeq and is a predicted model, not a curated record. Gene Ontology annotation, biological process: mitochondrial electron transport, cytochrome c to oxygen; regulation of oxidative phosphorylation; mitochondrial respirasome assembly.